Messenger RNA from Yamadazyma jaroonii, 489 nucleotides. The record is from the annotation of a GenBank genome assembly. NCBI's taxonomy places the organism in Eukaryota, Fungi, Ascomycota, Pichiomycetes, Serinales, Debaryomycetaceae.
AUGUCAAAAGUCUUCUUCGAUAUCUCAGCCAAUGGUGCUAAAUUAGGUAGAAUUACCUUCAAAUUAUACAAUGACAUUGUUCCAAAAACCACUGAAAACUUCAGAGCUUUAUGUACUGGUGAAAAAGGUUUCGGUUACGCUGGUUCAUCAUUCCACAGAGUUAUUCCUCAAUUCAUGUUACAAGGUGGUGAUUUCACCAGAGGUAACGGUACCGGUGGUAAAUCAAUCUACGGUGAUAAAUUUGCUGAUGAAAACUUUGCUAAAAAGCACGAAAAACCAGGUUUAUUAUCAAUGGCUAAUGCUGGUCCAAACACCAAUGGAUCUCAAUUUUUCAUCACCACUGUCCCAUGUCCAUGGUUAGAUGGUAAACACGUUGUUUUCGGUGAAGUCGUUGAAGGUUUCGAAAUUGUUAAACAAAUCGAAUCUUACGGUUCAAACUCCGGUGCUACCAAAGCUAAAAUCACCAUUACCGAAUCUGGUGAAUGUUAA